CUCGGUGUGUGUGUGUGUGGCCUCUUAGCUAUGGAGAGAGGCGAUUCGGAGCAGCCCUGCAAGCGGCCCCGCUGCGAUGGCAGCCCCAGAACCCCACCCAGCACGUCUCCUGCGGGGACACCCAGCUCUCCGGAUCUCCACUCGGACCACCGGACCUGGGGCCCUGAGCAGGUGUGCUACUUCUUGCGGCGCGGUGGCUUCGGAGACGCGGGACUGCUGGGGAGCUUCCGAGAAAAUAAAAUCACUGGUUCAUUACUGCCCUUUCUUGAUGAGUCUCUUCUUGAAAAUCUUGGAGUAAGUUCCUUGGGAGAGAGAAAGAAGCUCAUUAGCUACAUCCAACGACUGAGUCAAUCUCCAGCUGAGCUAAUGAAGGUCAUUAAUGACCCCAUCCACGGCCACAUUGAGUUCCACCCUCUCCUUAUCCGAAUCAUUGACACACCUCAGUUUCAGCGGCUUCGAUACAUAAAACAGCUGGGAGGCGGUUACUAUGUUUUUCCAGGAGCUUCCCACAAUCGAUUUGAACAUAGUCUAGGGGUUGGGUACCUAGCAGGAUGUCUAGUUCGAAGUCUAUCUGAGAAGCAACCAGAGCUACAGAUAAGUGAGCGAGACAUGCUCUGUGUGCAGAUUGCGGGGCUCUGCCACGACCUCGGUCAUGGGCCAUUUUCUCAUAUGUUUGAUGGAAGAUUUAUCCCUCUUGCUCGCCCAGAGGUAAAAUGGACGCAUGAACAGGGCUCGGUGCAGAUGUUUGAGCAUCUUGUUAAUUCUAAUGGACUUAAAGCUGUCAUGGAACAGUAUGGCCUCAUCCCUGAAGAAGACAUUUGCUUUAUCAAGGAACAAAUUAUAGGACCUCCAGAAACACCUAUCAAAGAUUGUAUGUGGCCAUAUAAAGGACGUCCUAAGGAGAAAAGCUUCCUUUAUGAGAUAGUAGCUAAUAAAAGAAAUGGCAUCGAUGUGGAUAAAUGGGAUUACUUUGCCAGGGAUUGCCACCAUCUUGGAAUCCAAAACAAUUUUGAUUACAAGCGCUUUAUUAAGUUUGCCCGUGUCUGUGAAGUGGGUAAUAUGAAGCACAUUUGUACUAGAGAAAAGGAGGUUGGAAAUCUUUAUGACAUGUUCCACACGCGCAACUGUUUACAUCGCAGAGCUUAUCAACACAAAGUUGGCAACAUCAUUGAUACAAUGAUUACAGAUGCUUUCCUCAAAGCUGACCCCUACAUAGAGAUCAUAGGAAGUGAAGGAAGAAAGUUUCAUAUUUCAACAGCGAUCGAUGACAUGGAAGCCUUCACUAAGCUGACAGACAACAUUUUUCUGGAGAUUUUAUAUUCUACUGAUCCCAACUUGUGUGGAGCACGAGAGAUUUUAAGAAAUAUUGAAUGCCGUAAACUAUACAAGUAUGUGGGUGAGACCCAGCCAAAGGGACAAGACAGAAUUCAAAAGGAAGAAUAUGAGCUCCUUCCACAAGAGGUUGCUGAUGCCAAACCUAGUGAAGUUCCCCUGGAAGCUGAUCUGAAGGCUAAUGAUUUCAUAGUGGAUGUCAUCAACAUGAGUUAUGGGAUGAAAGACAAGAAUCCGAUCGAUCACGUCCACUUCUACUGUAAGGCUGACCUCAGCACGGCAAUCAUGAUUAGUAAAGAUCAGGUUUCACAGCUUCUGCCAGAGAAAUUUGCAGAGCAGCUGAUUCGAGUAUAUUGUAAGAAGUCAGAUGAAGAAAGUUUACAUGCUGCUAGACAACAUUUUGUUCAUUGGUGUGUAAUCAGAGACUUCACCAAACCACAGAGUGAGACUCAUGGGAAUGAAGAGGUAUGUCUGCCUUGAGUGCUGUAGCGUCUCAGGAAACUAAGCUGCUGGGAACUAGCUGCACAGGAACUGGAACUUGAAGAGGCUGGGGCAGAGAAAAGCUACUAAAGCAAGGGCUUGUGAUAACUGCAGGGUGCUGUGUCCUGCCGCCUUGGAAAAGCAGUCUGCUGGCUCUUUCCAUGAAGGCCCUUACCUGUCUAGGACUGUGGUUCUCUAAGUUGACCCAGGCACAGAGCGCAUAACUUGGGAGUUUCCCAAAAGUAUGUGUCUUUAGAAGCAGUUUUUCUGCAGAACACGGGUAUAUAUGCCCAAGACUUACUCCAAAAUAAAAUAAUGGAAACUGG
Jaculus jaculus (lesser Egyptian jerboa) is the source of this 2138-nucleotide messenger RNA. RefSeq names its product SAM and HD domain containing deoxynucleoside triphosphate triphosphohydrolase 1 (gene Samhd1). The coding region runs from base 31 to 1812 and encodes 593 amino acids. The transcript is spliced from 16 exons. Gene Ontology annotation, cellular component: nucleus. Gene Ontology annotation, molecular function: protein binding; dGTPase activity. Lineage: Eukaryota; Metazoa; Chordata; Mammalia; Rodentia; Dipodidae. The record is from RefSeq and is a predicted model, not a curated record. Gene Ontology annotation, biological process: regulation of innate immune response; dGTP catabolic process; defense response to virus.